Molecule: messenger RNA, 2570 nt
Organism: Ascoidea rubescens DSM 1968
Lineage: Eukaryota; Fungi; Ascomycota; Saccharomycetes; Ascoideales; Ascoideaceae
Gene: GUT2
Product: glycerol-3-phosphate dehydrogenase
Exons: 1
Coding region: 447-2354 (635 amino acids)
Biological process (GO): glycerol-3-phosphate metabolic process
Cellular component (GO): glycerol-3-phosphate dehydrogenase (FAD) complex; mitochondrion
Molecular function (GO): glycerol-3-phosphate dehydrogenase (quinone) activity
Source: RefSeq, a predicted model, not a curated record
UCUCGAUAAAAUCGAUGAGAAAAUCUGAAAUAAUACCUGUAGUGAAUAUAUAAAUGCUUUUUUAGUCUCUUCCCUGGUGUUUUCCUUGGUUCUAUUGUAAAACAGUAUUCCUCACAGCUUUCCAAAAUCCUCACCUCCUCCUUAGCUAUUUUUUUUAACUUUUCAACUAUUGCUUGGUUUUUAAUCACAAGGAAAUAAUAGACCUAUUUUGGGCAAAGAUAAAGAUAUAAUAGUAUAUAUAUAUAUUAUCUUUAAAAGUUUCUCAGGUUUAUCAACAGUUGAAAUACAGCAGGAUAUAGUUCAAAGGCUUAUUUUCUAUCAAUUUGGUUUUAUAAAUUGUUAAAAUUGCUUAUUUUUUAUUACAUUUAGAAAUUAAGCAAUUUUUUUGUCUGUUUCAUUAGUUCUUUUCUUUUUUUAUAUAUACACAUAAAGAAAAUAAGAGCAAAAUGGCUUCAAUUUUAUCAAAACGUUUUGUUAAAACAGGAAUUUUAACAGCUUCACUUGUUAGUUCUGGUUAUUUGGUUAAUUCUUUAAUUAAUGACAAUAAAAUAUUAAAUGACGAGAUCCAUAAACCUUCAACUUUAGAUUCUUUAACCACAUCAAGACCUCCUCCAUUAUCAAGAUCAGAUCUAUUGAGCAAGUUGAGCUCGACUCCGUAUUAUGAUUUAAUAGUUAUAGGUGGUGGUGCAACAGGCACCGGUACUGCACUAGAUGCUCAAACUAGAGGUCUUAAUGUUGCAUUAUUCGAGAAAAAUGAUUUUGCUAGUGGUACUUCAUCGAAAUCAACAAAAAUGGCUCAUGGUGGUGUGAGAUACUUGGAAAAGGCAUUUUGGCAAUUAUCCAAGGACCAAUUGGAUUUGGUUAUCGAAGCAUUGAAUGAAAGAUCGAAUAUUUUAAGGACUGCCCCACAUUUAGCUACAAUUUUACCCAUCAUGAUUCCAGUUUACAAUUAUUGGCAAAUUCCAUAUUUUUAUAUUGGAACUAAAAUGUACGAUUUCUUUGCAGGAUCACAAAAUUUGAAAAGCAGUUAUCUUUUAUCAUCAAAUGCUGCGCAAGAAGUUGCACCAAUGCUAGAUGGCUCGAUUUUAAAAGCUGGUUUAGUUUACCAUGAUGGGCUAUUCAACGAUUCCAGAAUGAAUUCGACUUUAGCUUUAACUGCUAUUGAAAAGGGUGCUACUGUUUUGAAUUAUAUGGAGGUUAAACAAUUGAUUAAAAACGAAGAAAAUAAGGUCAUUGGAGUGAAAGUUGUAGAUGCUGAGACCGGUAAGGAAUAUAAUAUCAAUUCAACUGCAAUUGUCAAUGCAACAGGUCCAUUUAGUGAUAAGAUCUUGGAAAUGGAUAACGAUAUCAAUGGACUACCACCAUUAAUUAAACAAUUGCCCAAAAUGGUUGUUCCAUCAUCUGGAGUUCAUUUAAUUUUGCCUGAAUUUUAUUGUCCUAAAAAAAUGGGAUUACUAGAUGCUUCAACAUCAGAUGGUAGAGUGAUGUUUUUCUUACCUUGGCAAGGAAAAGUAUUAGCAGGAACAACAGAUACACCUAUAAAAGAGAUUCCAGAUGACCCAAUACCAAAAGAAGAAGAGAUUCAAGAUAUUUUAAAUGAGUUGCAACAUUACAUCAAUUUCCCAGUGAAAAGAGAAGACGUUUUAUCGGCUUGGAGUGGAGUUCGACCACUAGUUCGUGAUCCAUCAAAGAUUAAAAAGGGAGAAGAGAAUUCUACUCAAGGUAUAGUUCGAAAUCAUUUAAUUUACAAGUCUGAGACAGGAUUGAUUACAAUUUCUGGAGGAAAAUGGACAACAUAUCGUGAAAUGGCCGAAGUAACAGUUGAUAAUGUUGUUAAGAAUUUUAAAUUUAAUAAUAUAGGAUUGAUUAAAGAAUGCCAAACCAAGAAAAUUGUGUUGUCAGGAGGAGAAAAUUUCGAUAGUAAACUACCAGUUAAAUUGAUUCACAAAUAUUCGAUUCCAAAUGAUAUUGCAGAGCAUUUAUCUACAAACUAUGGAUCACGAGCGCCAAUAAUUUUGGAGAUUUAUAAAGAGAAUAAAGAAAAUCAGUUGCCGAUUACAUUAGUGGGUAAAGAUAUUAAUAAAGAGGCCUCAUAUGAAAAAUUUGAUUUACCAUUUACAGUCGCCGAGUUGAAAUAUUCAAUUAAAUAUGAAUAUGCAAGGACGCCAAUUGAUUUCCUAGCCAGAAGAACUAGAUUAGCAUUUUUAAAUGCAAAGGAAUCAUUAAAUGCGAUCGAUGGCACGAUCGAAAUAAUGGGGAAAGAAUUGAAAUGGAACAAGCAAACCAAAGAAGAAAUGAGAAUUAAAUCGAUAGAGUUUUUGAAAAGUAUGGGGAUUUCAGAACCAACCGCCUAAAUUAAAGGUACGAUAAAUAUAUAUUUGUUUAUUUAUUUAUGAAUUUUCAUUUUCACUUUUCUUAUUUAUUGGAUCGAUCAUUUUAUUAAUGAAAUGAAACUGAGUUAAGGCCUUUGGUUGAUUUGUAGAAAUUGAGUAGUAGUAUAGUAGGUUUGGAUGGGAGGCAAACGAGGAAUAAGUGUCUCUUUUGAUGUUUGAUAUCCACUCAUCUUGAGU